CUUUUAGCAAGUGCUGUUGUGCCACAUCUAGUCUUCUCCUCUGUGCGCCUAAACAGGAAGCUGAGAACACCGUCCAACUCCAUAACUACGUUCUGGUGUUGACUCCGAUCCAACUGUUACAUCGAAAUCAUGAGGGUUGCCAAGUGUCCAAAUCAGGAAUUUGCCCUCACAAACUGCGUCAUAGUCAACGAGGCAGAUUUUAGCACAGAAAUCAAGUAUGUGUGCAUCACAACUCCAGACCGGCGUCCCUUAAUCUACACAGUCCUGCACAAUGAUGAUGUCAAACCAGGCUAUGUUGGCUUAAAUGUCAUCCAGCGCAAGCAGAUCCUUGUUGAGCUCGACCAAGAGAUCAAUGUGGAGGCAUUCACGCCAGACCCUCAGCGGCAGCUGAUCAGCACCCUGGUGCUGGAGGCAGACUUCCUGCAGAAGAAGAGCACCACCAACGAGCCCUACAACACCGACCAGAUGGCCGUCAACUUCUUAGAGCAGUUUCCCCGCCACGGCUACCACAUUGGCCAGCCGCUCGUCUUCAAGUUCUGUGACAAGAAAACCCUUUCACUCAGGGUCAAGGAGAUCGAAGCGGUGGACGUGGAGGCAAUGGCAAGGGACAAGUUGGAGCCCCGCAAGCUGGACUUUGGGGUCCUCAACCCCAACUCGUCCAUCAUCUUCGAGAAGGCCGAGGGCUCGGCCCUCUUCCUUACCAGCGAGGCGCGCCAGUCGCACACGAGUUUGUUCGCCGCGGACUGGGACUUCCAGAAGAUGGGCAUCGGCGGCCUGGACGAGCAGUUUGUGCAGAUCCUGCGACGCACCUUCGCCUCGCGGGUCUUACCUCCUGAGGUCGUCGAUACGAUGGGCAUCAAGCACGUCAAGGGCAUCCUGCUCUACGGGCCCCCUGGUACGUCUGCUGUAUGGGUCCCCUGGUACGUCUGCUCUAUGGUCCUCCUGAAGAUAGACAUCGGCGGCCUGGACGAGCAGUUCGUGCAGAUCCUGCGACGCGCCUUCGCCUCGCGGGUCUUCCCUCCCGAGGUCGUCCAUACGAUGGGCAUCAAGCACGUCAAGGGCAUCCUGCUCUACGGGCCCCCUGGUACGUCUGCUCUACGGGUGCUGCGGGUGCCCUACAUCAGGGAGGUGGAGGACGUCAGGAUGGUGCUGGAGGAGUCCCAGGCCAUGUCUUCUGCUGAGGUGAUCCUAGUGACUUAUUUGUGGGGUGAUGAAGGUGCUGCGGGUGCUCUACAUCAGGGAGGUGGAGGACGUCAGGAUGAUGUGUAUAAGAGACAGCUGCUGGAGGGCGCCCCUACGGCGGGCACAUCGGCCCUGGCCGCUUACCUCGCCAAGAACAGCGACUUCCCCUCCGUCAAAGUGAUCACCUCGAGCGAGAUGGUUGGGUACACCGAGUCCUCCAAGUGCCUGCGUAUCAAAAAGAUGUUUGACGACGCGUAUAGGUCGGAGCUGAGCUGCAUCUUCAUGAACGACCUGGAACAGCUGAUGGGCUACUCCCCCAUAGGCCCGCGCUACCAGUCCAUUGUGCUCGACGCCAUGUACUCGCUUCUGUCGUCCUCGCCUCCUAAGGGUCGGAAGCUGCUGGUGAUCUGCACGAGCAAGAGGCGAGAGGUGCUGGAGGAGCUGGGGCUGCUGCCGAUGUUCACGGCGGUGCUGCGGGUGCCCUACAUCAGGGAGGUGGAGGACGUCAGGAUGGU
Hyalella azteca is the source of this 1697-nucleotide messenger RNA. Its product is annotated as vesicle-fusing ATPase 2-like. Lineage: Eukaryota; Metazoa; Arthropoda; Malacostraca; Amphipoda; Hyalellidae. Gene Ontology annotation, cellular component: Golgi stack. The annotation marks the transcript as partial. The transcript is spliced from 11 exons. Gene Ontology annotation, biological process: SNARE complex disassembly; Golgi to plasma membrane protein transport; intra-Golgi vesicle-mediated transport. The record is from RefSeq and is a predicted model, not a curated record. Gene Ontology annotation, molecular function: ATP hydrolysis activity; ATP binding.